AUGCCUCCUGAUAAUCAUGGGAAACAACAGAUGAUUCAGAAGUGUCAGGAGUAUUAUCGUGGGAACAAAAAACAAGUGAAAACCAUCCAAGAAUUCAGUGACACUUACCGAAGAGCUGAUGCUAUUCGAUGGUAUACACGACAGUCAUUCGUUUAUAAGCUCAUCAACAAAGCUCUACGUACAGAAGACAUCGAACAACUGCACAUAUUUCGCUUUUUCAUUGCCGAUCUGUGCUCAAGUCUUGCACAAGAGUAUAAGAAGAUGAGAGAGCGCGAGAAGGGUGUGCUUCGAGUCUAUCGUGGUGUGAAACUGUCGAAUGAAGAAGUUGAAAAGCUGAAAGAGAAUGAAGGUAAACUCAUUUCGAUGAAUGGUUUUCUGUCAACAAGUCGUUUGUCUUCAGUGGCGCAGAAUUUCGCAUCUAAGUCGACGAAGCGUCGAGACGCUGUUGUUGUUCUCUUUGAGAUUGAGUAUGAUUUCAAUGAGUUAAAUGAUCAUGAUAUUGUGUGUGCUGACGUCGCUAAGUUUAGCGAUUAUCCAGAAGAGCAAGAAGUCCUGUUUGAUCUAGGUGCAACUUUCAAAAUUCAGUCAGUUAAUCGUGAAAAGCCGGAUCUUAGUCGUGUAAACCUAAGACUAACAAGCAAAGGAGCAGAUAUAGCACGAGAAUAUAUAAAGUUGAAUAGAAAAGAGCUCGAGCAAAGAAGCGUUGCGAUCAUGUUUGGUUCACUUCUUUGUGAUAUGGAACAGUAUGACAAAUCAAUGAAGUACUUUGAGAAUCUAUUUCAAAAUCCUCAAGGUGAAAAUAUAAGUGACAUUGAGUUUAACCUUGGUCGUGCUCACGACUUCAGAGGCGAGUACGCCCAAGCACUGCAGUUGUAUGAGCAUAGCUAUGCAACAAUGAUGAUGAGCAAGCCAGUGCCUGAGAAAGCAUCAGCUAGAGUACUCAAUAAUAUUGGCGGUGUUUAUAACAGCAAAGGCGAGUAUGAUCGUGCUUUGGACUAUUAUUCAAAAUCUCUCAAGAUGAGAGAAAAAUGUUUGCCAUCUGAUCAUCCAGAUAUUGCUCUUAGUCUGAAUAAUAUUGGCAUUGUUUAUGACAAGAGAGGCGAUUUUAAGCGUGCUGUAGGGUGUUUUGAAAGAUGCUUGAAGAUUUGUAAAAAGUUGCUUGCAUCAGGACAUCCGGACCGUGUCGGGGUUGAGAAGAAGUUGUCCGAAAUAAAGAAGUUUGUGUAA
Messenger RNA from Didymodactylos carnosus, 1227 nucleotides. The record is from the annotation of a GenBank genome assembly. NCBI's taxonomy places the organism in Eukaryota, Metazoa, Rotifera, Eurotatoria, Philodinida, Philodinidae.